AUGGCUGACAAGAAGGAGCCCACUGCCGCUGAGGCCAUGCUUUUCUUCAGCAUCGUGAAGAACACCCGAAACAAGGCCGACGUUGACUGGAACGCUGUCGCUGAAGAGGCUGGUUUCAAAAACGCCGAUGUCGCCAAGGUCCGCUUCGGUCAGGUCAAGCGCAAGCUCGGAAUCUCUACUGAGACCACUGCCCCCGCCCGCACUCCCACCAGCACUCCCAAGAAAGGCACUGGCUCCCGCGUCUCCAAGACGACUCCUCGCAGCGCCAAGGGAAAAGGAAAGGGAAGCAAAGUCAAGCAGGAGAACGUGGAGAUCUUCGAAGACGAGGAUGAAGAAGGCGACCUUAUGAAGACCUCCGUCAAGAAUGAGAGCCGUGAGAUGGAGAAGACCCCUGAGAAGGAGGACCUCGGUGGUGAAGAUGAGCUUGGUCCCGAUUCGGCCUUCAACUUCCCCUUCUUCCAGUAA
Molecule: messenger RNA, 465 nt
Organism: Fusarium sp. VM40
Lineage: Eukaryota; Fungi; Ascomycota; Sordariomycetes; Hypocreales; Nectriaceae
Source: the annotation of a GenBank genome assembly